UCUGAAGAAGACGGGAAGGAGAGCCUACAAAGAGGCACUUUCCUUUGAGUGAUCAAUUCUGUCCUUUUGACACAAAAGUGAUAGAAGUCCAUACGUGCAAUAUCUGAGUCCAGUAGCACCUUCAAAACCAACAAGAUCUCCAGGCUGGGACAAAAUAAUGGAGCUCCUUAUCUGCUUAGUAGCCACUUCCCUGUUUGUGGAGGCCCAAAGCUGCCCAGACGUCUGCGUCUGUGUGGCCAGGAGGAGCUAUGGCCGUCACAUAGCAGAUUGCUCUUACAAAGAUCUCCACGCAGUUCCUGCCGGCCUACCCUCCAAUGCGACAACCCUGACACUGUCCGUCAAUCGCAUCACCUCCCUACAGGAAGACUCCUUUGCGGACGUUGCCAGUUUGCAGGGCCUGUGGCUGUCCUACAAUGAGAUCAGCACCAUUGGGAAGGGCACCUUUGGCUCCUUGGCUGCGUUGAAGAACCUGGAUCUCAGCCACAACCAGAUUGCGGAUUUCCCCUGGCAGGAUCUCCGAAACCUCAUAGCUUUGGAGCUGCUGAAGUUGAGCAAUAACUGGUUGGAGAAAGUUCCCCGGGAGGCCUUCUAUGCAUUAAAGCACCUGAGGUCUCUCUGGCUGAAUGACAAUAGGUUUACUGUUCUCUCCGAGGGAACUUUUGACUCAACACCUUUGCUGUCCCUGCUGCAGAUCAACAACAACCCUUUUAACUGCUCCUGCAAGGUCUGGUGGUUGAAACAGUGGCUCGAGAGUUCUUCAGUUUCCACCCCAGAGAAGGAGUCCAUCACGUGUGCCACUCCUAAAAACUUGAAAGGUCUUGCUCUCGGGAGGAGUCUGGGUCUGGACUGUAUGGUUCCAUCUGUGCAGCUGACUUACCAUUCCAGCCUGGACAACUCCGUCCUGCAUGACGGACUCAAUCUUCUGUUGCACUGCAGCGCUGUGGGUAAGCCGCAGCCGGAGAUCAGAUGGAAAAUCCAGACGUCCGGUCAAACGGUAGCGAUUAAUGGACCAAACGUAGAAGAAGAGGGGGACAACUUGAUUGCGGAUGCAAGAUUCAAGGAGAGCCCAGGGCGUUUUCUAGUUUUCAAGAACGGCUCCAUGGCUAUCUCUAAGUUCACCAAAGCCGAUGAAGGCAUCUACACCUGCCAGGCUGUGAAUGACGCUGGGUCUCGGGAGGUCUCGGUCCAAGUGGCUUUGGGGAGCUCAGAAAACCCAGCGGAUGAUCUCCUCCAGAACAACAUCCAAGCCAGCAAGCCCAGAUCCAAAUCCUGUGACAUGGAAGAGCUUUCCAAGUCUGAAGAAAAGGUUGUCUACAUUUACCUUACACCGGUGGCAUCAAAGACCACCACUGGCAGAGGAAUUCUUUGGAAGUCGUGGCUAUGGGGCAGCUUCUUUAUAGUUUUCUUGCUUGCUUUGUAUACUUAAAGCUCCCGUAAUCCUGCAUGAUUUGUAAAAGCAUAGUCCUGGACUAUGGAAAUACAAAAUGGAGACAUGCUUUUCAAAAUUGCACUGAUCGGAUCAGGGGUUUUCAUCAGUUACCAGCUAUGCUUUGAACUUUAUAACCUAUACAUUCUCAAACGUAUUUGCCAAUAGGCAUCUGUACCAAAAUUCCAUACUCUGAGACUCUGAAUUCUGUCUUUAGAAUGCAUUCUUGUUCUCACUGCAAAGCGAACAAAACAACUUAGGUUUUUUAAAAAAAUCUUUGGCAGGGCAAAUUAGUGUUGCAGAUAGAACAGCAUACUUGCCGGCCUCACCCUGGCUCAAGCCAGUACAGGAGAUGGCAUUCUUAGUGGAGGUACCAAGGUUAUGGAAAUCCCUUGCCAAGAAGGCCCACAAUGUUUCUUUUAUACUGCUCUUCAAAAAUGUAGUUAAAAACAAUUUAUUUCCAGACAGCCUUUGAAUCCAGUUGUUUCCCAUCAUUUCCAGGAGCUGGACCGCUGGAUGUUUAUGAUCUCUUUGUUUAUUGCAUUGUUUAUCGAGUUGCAGAUUUUUAUCAUUCUGUUGGUAUUCUUAGCUGCUUUGUGACAGAAGCUCUAGAAAUAAUAAUAAAGAGAUUACAUGGGUAUGAGAGACAGCAAACAAUAAAAAAAAUCGUUGCAGAAUUCUUGGCUUCCAAAAGUUGGCUUUUAAGAAAAAACAAGCCACAAUAUGGAUUGCGUUGUCAUAGAAAUGAUUUUCAGUAUAAUAGUUGAUGGAUUUCAUUGUGAUUCUUUGUUUUACCAUGAAGUGAUAUACAUUUUUAUAAUAAAAAAAAACAUGAAAGGA
This is a messenger RNA of Eublepharis macularius, 2266 nucleotides long. RefSeq names its product immunoglobulin superfamily containing leucine-rich repeat protein-like. The transcript is spliced from 3 exons. NCBI's taxonomy places the organism in Eukaryota, Metazoa, Chordata, Lepidosauria, Squamata, Eublepharidae. The coding region runs from base 158 to 1426 and encodes 422 amino acids. The record is from RefSeq and is a predicted model, not a curated record. Gene Ontology annotation, molecular function: protein binding.